Theobroma cacao (cacao) is the source of this 1628-nucleotide messenger RNA. Its product is annotated as Pseudouridine synthase family protein. Gene Ontology annotation, molecular function: pseudouridine synthase activity; RNA binding. The record is from RefSeq and is a predicted model, not a curated record. Lineage: Eukaryota; Viridiplantae; Streptophyta; Magnoliopsida; Malvales; Malvaceae. Gene Ontology annotation, biological process: enzyme-directed rRNA pseudouridine synthesis.
CCCUCCUUUCCAUAAACCCAAAACCCCAAAGUCCUCCCAACCAGAAAGUCACGGGCGAUGUUGGUGGGCCCCAAUCUUCUCCGCCGCCUCCUACGAUCUUCACGACCACCUGCCACACACGGCGGCAAUGGACUUAUUGUAUCAGCCUUCCACCAGCUCCGAUAUCACUAUAGUACAACCAACGAAUUGUCAGCCGAACACUUAAAGGAUGACGGAAAUAGUGAAAAGAAAAAGAAAAACAAAUGGUUCACGCUACCCCCAUUUACUAAAACCGUCAACGCCUCUGUAUUGGCAGCCAAACUAUCCGGAAAACCCCAUUCGAAAGCCGCCAAUGAAACGACGGCGGUCAAGUGGGUAAUGAGAUGCUGCCCGGAGCUGCCCAGAAGCCUAGUACAAAAGCUAUUUCGCUUAAGACAGGUUCGAAGAGAAUCCCAUGUCCUGGAAGUUGCUGGUGAUGGUUGCCAAGUACAAACAGUUCAACUUAAAAGGGUAGGGGCAAAGGAUGCGUUGAACAUUGGAGAUAGAAUCUUUCUUCCUUUUAGUGUCAGAGAGUUUCGAGAGGAGAAACAAGAAAGUGGCUGCACUGAAGAAGAAUUGAACUUUAUCCGAGGUCUGGAGCUUUAUAAGGAUCCUGCCAUUAUUGUUCUCAAUAAGCCUCCGGGGAUGCCAGUUCAAGUAAGCCAUCAGAUUUUUGAUUUGUUGUCCCUCUUUGUAUUUCUCAUUGUUUUUAUAUUACUGGCUAUGUUAUUGUACUUUAAACAGGGUGGUAUUGGAAUCAAAUGGAGUUUAGAUAAACUGGCAGCAGCCUGUUUAUGUUUUGAUUACUCAGAACCACCUCGGCUGGUGCACAGACUUGACAGAGAUAGCAGUGGCAUAUUGGUGAUGGGGAGAACACAAAUGAGUGCAACAAUUCUUCAUUCUGUAUUUCGUGAGGAAACAAAUGAUGCAUCAAAAGAUGAUGUUGACAAUGAGAAAAGAAUCUUGCAAAAGAGGUAUUGGGCACUUGUCAUUGGGUCUCCAAGACGCCCCAAGGGAAUGAUUGUAGCUCCACUUCGGAGGGUGGUGGUGGAUGAUGGAAAAUCUGAUCGAAUCACCGUCUUUGACAAUUCCCAGAUUGUGUCCUCUCAGCGUGCAAAAACAGAGUAUCAAGUCAUUAAAACAACAUCUCAUGGCUGCACAUGGUUAGAGCUGUCUCCGCUCACUGGUAGAAAGCACCAACUUCGAGUACAUUGUGCGGAGGUAUUGGGAACACCAAUUGUUGGAGACUACAAAUAUGGGUGGCAAGCUCAUAGAAGGUGGCAACAUUUGCCUGAGUCUGAUCUUAAAAAGAGCUCAAAUGAUAAGUGUCCAGAGGAAAACAUGCUUCCCUUUGGCCUUAACAUGGACAGCGGAAGUAUCUCUGCGAAGCGCCCUCGGUUACACCUUCACUGUAGGGAAAUGAUCUUUCCAAAUGUCUCUCAAGCAUUGCAAAAUCUGCAAUUGUCUACAGAUCAUGAUCUUUCAAAACUCAAAAGCCUCGAAGUAGUUGCUCCAUUGCCUUCAUACAUGCAAAAAAGUUGGGAUAUCAUGAAUUCUUGAGCUACAGUUGGGAACUUGCAAGUUUGCAAUCGAUUGUUAAUUACUAGAAA